AUCAUGCACCCAUCCAUGUCUGCCCCUGCAGAAUUCGCCGUGUCAAAAAAAAAAUAUUCCAUUUUGCUCCCCACAUACAACGAACGGAAAAACCUGCCCAUUCUCGUUUGGCUCAUGAUGGAGUAUCUGAAGGAAUUAGCUCACCCCUGGGAGAUCGUCAUUAUCGACGACUCGAGCCCAGAUGACACUCUGGAAGCCGCUCAACAGCUACAGGCCAUAUAUGGCAAAGAAAAGGUGGUAGUUUGUUCGAGGCCCGCGAAGCUUGGCCUAGGAACUGCAUAUUUGUACGGCUUCCGCCAUUCAACCGGGGAUUUCAUCAUUUGCAUGGAUGCGGACUUCUAUCACCACCCCAAAUACAUCCCUCAACUCAUAAAAAAGCAAUUCGAGAGAAAUGCUCAUAUUGUUAUCGGCUCUCGCUAUCUACCUGGUGCCGGCAUUCACGAAUGGUCUCGAAAACGUCGACUUAUCUCGUUUACUGCAAACUACAUUUCGAGAACGUUCGUGCUAGGCUCCAACGUUUCCGAUUUGACGAAUGCCUAUAGAAUGUACCAGCGAUCAGCCUUCGCCACACUCAUUGGGAUGUGCACUUCUAAGGGCUAUUCGUUUCAGACCGAAAUCAUCCUGAAAGCCGCAGACCUCAACCUAAUAAUUGACGAAAUCCCAAUCAGAUGCAUAGACCGGGUUUAUGGCACGUCAAAACUCAGUCUCGGUGACAUCAAGGAAUACGUAUCUCUACUGAUCACCGCAUUCUUGAACAUAAAAAGUAGCACGCAUGGCAAUUGUUCAGUACCAACGUAAAUCACCAACUGACAAAAAUAUAUACAGCGCUCGUCAAUGCCAGCGAUGAAGUGUCACGAGGGGACCUGGCGCAAAUAAACACACUUUCUAUUAGAGAACUAGAAAAAUAUUUUAAAAUGCUACGUUGGAAAGGUUUUAUUAGCCAAAUAUACCACGGCUGUACUCAUGUUACUAGAUUAUACAUAACCUAGAACAAAGACAACGCCAAAUUAGCUCCUCAUGUGCUCCUUGAUUUCGCCCACCUUCUUUUGGGAUGCGGCUUUCGCUUCUUGUAGUGUAUCAGAAACAUAUUGGACAGGUCCAGAGUGCUUUACCGAAUCCACCAUUUGAUGAAUCUUUCCUUCGCUUUGCUGUACUGGCUCACUGUUCUUGACAUCGUGGGCAGCAUCCCUCGCGUGCUGAGCGGGCUCACUCCUAGAUGCAGACUCGGCUGCCUCGUUUGCCUUUCUUGCCGGUUCACUUUCUUGGUGACUCAUGGUGAUUAAUGAUUGGUUCGUCUGUCAAACAUCCUUAUAUUGCACAAGUUAAAAAAUUUUCGUGAAUAGUACCACCAAAUACAAUAAAUUCGG
This is a messenger RNA of Schistocerca gregaria, 1367 nucleotides long. RefSeq lists its product as uncharacterized. Lineage: Eukaryota; Metazoa; Arthropoda; Insecta; Orthoptera; Acrididae. Bases 4 to 798 code for a protein of 264 amino acids. The transcript is spliced from 5 exons. Gene Ontology annotation, cellular component: endoplasmic reticulum membrane. The record is from RefSeq and is a predicted model, not a curated record. Gene Ontology annotation, molecular function: dolichyl-phosphate beta-D-mannosyltransferase activity. Gene Ontology annotation, biological process: GPI anchor biosynthetic process; protein O-linked glycosylation via mannose.